GUUAUUACGUGUUGUAUGACGAGUCAAGCAAUCGCGGACAGUCGUGUGAUGUGGCGGCUCCUGAGUCCUGCCGCGCGGGAGUGGGAGCGCGCGGUGGGGCGCGGCGCGUGGGGCGCGUGGGGCGCAGCGCGGCGGCCGCGCGCGCUGCCUGCGCCAGUCUCGUCUCUGCUCGCUCGCAUGAUGGUCGCCCCCCGCCCGCUCACGUCGCUCGCGCUGCUGCUGCUGCUGGCGCUGGCCGCCGCCGCGCCACACCCGCGCAUGCGCCGCCAGCUCGCCGACGACGACGCGCUGCAGCCCAUCGAGAGUGGCACUACGUCGCGGCGCCGGGAGCUGGCGCCGACACCGGGCUCGCCGGGUACAGCGCACCCAUCGUGGUCGCGCCGCACCCGUCGCCAGAACGACGACAUCCCCGUUUUCGACCGGAACAAGGUCAGCCUGGACCUGCCGGGGAGCCUGUUUGGGCCCUCCGUGUCGCUGCUCAUCCGCACUACUAAGAUUAUCGGCGACGUGAUACAGAACUCCGCGGUGCGUUACCAGACCUUCCUACGACUCUUCCGGCCACUGUUCCGGGGGCCUUUCGAAAUCAAGGGCCUUGACCCGGCCACCACCACCACUACCACCACCAGCACGGCGGCCCCCGUGCCCGCGGACAACGAGGUGCGGCGGCGCUGAGGGCGCCCUGCAGUGUCUGCCUCCACCGACACUGCCCUAGUAGUCACUAGCACGCACUCUGCGUCGCUCCCGCGCCGGCGCCCCACUGCACCGGUAGCGCCGUGCGUGGCACCCGCCGAGGGACUUUAACUUGUUAACUAAACGUUAACUUUAAAGAUUUCAAAAGUACUUAAAUGUACAAUUGUGACUUCUUACACCGGGAGCUGUAAAUCCGUAUUUAUAAAAUAGUUUUCUUGUCAACUCUGACAAAGUUCAUAAGGUUGUUACGUCAUCACGAGUCACUCUCAAGUGUGGCUCGCCGCGGUGCACCGGGGACUGUAACAUUGCUCAACGUUUAGCUAAUUACAUUGUUGUA
Messenger RNA from Spodoptera litura, 1027 nucleotides. RefSeq lists its product as uncharacterized. NCBI's taxonomy places the organism in Eukaryota, Metazoa, Arthropoda, Insecta, Lepidoptera, Noctuidae. The record is from RefSeq and is a predicted model, not a curated record.